AUGGCUGUUGAAAGGUUGUCUGAAAUAGGUCAUUUUGUCAAACAACAAGAAUAUCAAAAGUUUCAAGCAGUUUCAGAGUUCUUGUUGGUAUUGUUGUCGGUUCUUGACGGUUCUUGUCGGUAAUUAGUAUGACCGGAAAAACAAACUGCAAACCGACUUUAUGAAGCUUGUUCUAUGGAAGAACCACAUUAAUGAAAUAAACACAGGAAAGAGCUAUUAUUUCAGAACUCUAAAGGUGCAGAUUUGAUGACGAAAUAUUUUUGAUGAUGAAAUAAAACUAUUUCAAUACCAAUGAAUCCACAAAGUAUAGCAGAAUUGAAAAUGUGGAAGGUAUUCAUUUUGAUGUGUCACAAAUAAAAGAAUCCCCUGACUGGUCAGUGUUUUACCUAUAUUUAACAUUGUAAAUUUAUAGUUAACGUUGUAAAUUAUGAUAGACUCUUAAUUUGUAUAUAGGUGGCCGAAUAAAGGUGUGGUUGGGUGGGGCCAGACAAACUCAUGUUGGGUGGGGGCUACAGGUAGAGGGUGUCCCUCAAGUUUUGAAUUUGGAGGCUUGUAAGUUCUGGCAAAGAUUUGUUUCACCCAACCACCCAAAACAAAAUGGUUCAAAACAUGUAAUUGUGAAUCAUGAAUAGUCAAUAUAUAAUAACCUGAGGACUCAGGCAGCAAAGAAUAUUAGGUUCUCCCACUCUAAUCUCUUUUGGAUAGCUUCCCUUGCACCAAUCUUACCUCAUGUUCCAUUACCCCCAGCACAUAUGUAACUUGUGAGGAAAAUAUGAGGGUCUGGUAGCCCUCUCCCACAUUUUUGGUGCCUAAUGACAGUAUUUCUGGCAUCUGGAGCAUCCACAAGGAAAACGAGAAGACUGUUUUGAGGUUAUAUUUUUGUUAAUUUGGUGACUGCACAUUUGAGUUUUAAGGACUGCACAACUGGAUUUAGAACUGUACAUUUUGUGUAGAACUGCACAUUUAAAUAAACCCUGUGUGUUGUCUUAUUUAAUUGUACAUUGUAGAAUUACGUUUAUUUCAACGUUGAAAUGAACACAAUUAUCAACAUUGAAAUGACUGUAUUUAUUUUGCUCUCUGUUAUCUAUCACAACAUAUACCCAAUAAUUUAAUUAAAAAGCACUGGCAUAUUUUUUGAACUAUUAAAUAUUGCACAAAUGAAACUUAAAGACUGUCCUUUCUUCAACUUCCUCGUUGCCUAUCUGGUGCACACUUCAGCAAUUGCUGCACAGCUCGUUCCACCUCUACUUCUGUCAUCUUUCAGUUUUUAAUGACACAUUCUAUGAACGAAUAAAUAGCACAACAUUAAUGAUAGAAUAAAGUAUUAUAAAACAAAAAGGGAAGGGGAGCGGUGCCGCAGUAAGAUACAUCACAAAGAGUACAGUUUUACAUACCCACAACAACUUCAGAUUUUAGUUGACUCAAAGGCAUAUUUGGAACCCUUUCCUUUCGUAUUCAUUCACACCAUAAUUUCAUUAUUCAUCAAUCUAAAAAAUUAAAUGAAAAGAUUCAAGAUGGUUCAUCAAUAGAUAGCUUGAACAAUAAUGGUGGAAUGCAACAUAAAAUAUACACAGCAUGAUUUUCUUCAGACAAACUUUGUGUUGUCAUACUUUUAUCGUUAUUUACCUGUGCGUCACAUUGCAGACAUUCUCCCUGACAUUCAAUCCUCUGAUGUCAAUAAUUCUAGACAACUGUAAAAUAAUGGUCAUGUAUAACACAGCUCUGUCAGGAUAUGUGAGGAUUGAACAUACAGGUUUGAGUCAAUGAGACAUUCACAGUUAUUCCGGGCUAUAGUAUGUUCAAUGCCGAAAGUAUCUUCGUUCUGUCUUUCUGGUAACAAUGAGAUCUUCUUUCCUGCCAAACUUGAGGGUUGUCCAAUACUAUCAAAUCUACUCCAUGCAUACUAUCCAUGAAUUCUGUGAAUGCGACCAUGUGGUUGUGAUAAAAUAUUCCUGGGUGAAAGCCUGUGACAGUUACGGUACGUAAGAUAGUCCCAAGAAAAUCCAUCCAUUGGUGCUAUUUGUCUGAUUGGUCCAUCCAUGAUGGAUGGUCCAGGGAAUGAAAUGACGGCUGGUCUAUAGACAAUGCCCGGCCAGAAUAUGGAGAUGUCUGGUCAAAUUCUUACCUUGCCGGUCAUUUUGACCGUUCACUUUUGGUAAAAGAACAAACUAAUCUUCAUUUGAAUUAAUAAUCAAACUAAAGUUGUGAAGUAUUAUAGUUAAGAACCCAUAACACAUUGUUGAAUAUUUUGCGGGAAAAGAACUUCAAUGUACGGCAGAUUAAUUUCCCACACAGUACGUCAGAAAGCCCAUAGCCAUGCUUUUGGCUUAAGAGUUUUAGCACAUUGCAAGCUGUUUUAUGUGAAGGAAUAAUUUGACUGGCCAGAAAUUUGGUGUGUCCAAAUUAAAAUUGAGUUGGCCAGUCACCUUGACUGUCGACCCUCCAGCCGUUAUUUUCCACCCUGAUGAUCGGGUUGGUGGGACGGCCAUGGGCAGAGGCACCUCUAAGGUUAUAUAAUGGUUAAAGUUAUUGGGUUCACAAAUUGCUUUUAAAGAACAAAGCGAAAUAUAGUAUGAAUGAUUAUAUCCAUAUUCUCAGCAGCUUCUAUUUACAGACCACACACAAUAAUAUUGAAGCAAUAAAGGCAGGCCUCUGAAGGUUAUGUACUGUUUGCAGUUAUUUAAUUUGCACAAUAUUUUUACUCAUUAAUUUGCAUUGCGCCGUCAUGCGCCCUGAAAUUGGGAACAGCUAUUCAUGUUGGAGACCUUGCUGAGGUUGGAGCAAAAAAGCUGAGAUUACUGCAAGCAACUUACUUGGACAACACAGGAUCCAUCACGGUGGAUGUCUGGGAGCAGCACACUCCUUUGGGUGAAAGUGGAAAAGUGUAUUUACUUAGAUAUGUGCAUGUCCGUAUUUGGGUUGGAGUAAAGAAGGUCAGCACAAUGGUGGACUCUGUUGUUUCUGCCAUUGUUGAUAAAGAACUACAGAAAAUUUUUGUCAAGCAAGAUGAAAUCCAGACUGAUAACUACAAGACAAUAACGGUACCCAUCACUGCAUUUGUUCAGAAAGUGGAGAAAUCAAUUGCAUGCAGGAGCUAUUCCUAAAGGCUUCUGCAAUCGACUGACAGGAAAUUUGUCCACUGCGACAGAUGUGGAUCCACAUUGAGGACUGCCGACCACAGGUGUGCGCCAGAGUCUUUGGAAGGUGACCAGCUCAAUUUAACUGUUUUUCAAAAUGUUCUGCAAAGUGGAUGUGUGUGUGUGUUAAUUGGAAUCACUUCACUAUGUUUGAAAUGACAUGGUUGAUGCACCGUUUAAUUAAAUUUCAUAUGACGCGAGCCAACAGAUCACAAUACUUUUGUGUAUAAAAAGGGCGUGUGAAUUGAACAAGUUACAUAUUAUUAGCACUGAUGAAGAUCCAGGCUUACCGAUCGAAAGCUUUGCAGUAGUAAAUUUAUGUGGUGUUUCCACAAACAAAACUAUUACAUUAUAAUUGUGUUAAAAUGUUGUUACUUAGAAUGUAUUGUAAACUCUCUAUUUACUAUAUUUAGCCCAACCCCUCAAAUAAGUCUCCCCUUUUGAUAAGGAAAUUUAUUAAACCCACCCUUUCUAUUACACUUCCCCCUCCAUUAAGCACUUCCUCUAUUGAACUUCACAACAAAGUUCAGAAUGAAGUUCGCACCAUUCAGCAAAAAGUUAUGUUAAAUCAACUGUAAUGGAGAGUUACAGUACUGAAUAAACAUAGAUACGGAAAAACAUUGUUACCUUGGUAAUAAGUAAAGUUUUCGUUGAUUUUAUCUCACUUUUCAAUCUAAAGGUGAAACUAAACUAACACUGGCUGUAAACAACCUUUGGGUUUAAAAGUGUCAGAAGUGAUCUACAAUUGACAAAAAUAAAACAGUUUAUAUUUUUUUGAAAAAUAAUGUGAUGUCAUAUCUGGUCGGGAAAGAGGAUUGGGCCUAGUGUUUUGUUGCGUUAGACAAGUGCUUUUGUUUUGUGACAUGGAAAAACACAAGAUAUUUAUAAUGAUAAGUCUUAUUUUACACUGGUGGCAGCUAAAGAACCUUCGCAGUGAUGGCAGAUGAUAUUUGUGAGUGUUUGGUAUUGGAAGAUGGCAAAUAAGCCGAUGGAUAAUGAGAAUUGUAUUGUACGCAGCUUCGCAAGGAUGGAAUUAUAAGAAAACGGCCGGAAAACUGCAUUAAAUUUGCCUAGCGACAAGUUAGAUGUACUUUUAGCUUUGCCUACAGCAGACCAUAGCAGUUAGGCUAAAAUUAAAGUGAUUCAUCUGGCCGAAUUUUAACCCACUAAGUUGAGGAGCGAAGAGCUUUUUCUUCAGUGAUGAAAAAAGGACAGUGAGUCAUAUUUAGUUUAUUCUAAGCAUUUGGAACGUCUUUAUCAUGAAUCAUUUGCCUAGAGUCUGACUCCGAGCUCAGUGAUCAAUCCAGUGAAGCAAUGAAUUUUAGCUGCAUCCCAAUAUCUCUUGGACGAAAGUCUAUGCCUGUUACGAACCAUACAUAACUGCACGAUCGUACCUUAUCCAAUGUAGAUAUUCCUUUGUGCGGCUAAAUGUUAGUUUUGGACCUUUUCUUGUAUUACCACUAAAUGUCAGCACACCAGUCCUUCGCCAUGAGGGUGCUGAAGGGGGGACCCAAUCCCAUUUCCCACCUGAAAUUUUGGCAAAAUUCCAGUCCCAGUUGGAUUUUUAUUAGAAAUCCCAGUCUGAGUUAUUGACAUCCCAGUCAAUAAAAAACCCUUUAUUUAUCGGUAGAAUAAACAGCCAGUUAAGUGGCAGUCCCGCUAAGAGCGGUCCGAUGACUUUGACUUCGGAAAAUAGAUUUCCUUUAUUUUUUGUGUGUUGAAAGGCAUUGGUAUACAAGUGUCCAAAAUAAAUUUAUUUUUUGAAAAUUCUUUUUUAUGGCUUCGCUAGACGCCGAAACUCAUUUCACCCGUGCAGAGCUAAUUUCAAGCAAAAUCGAAGGUUGAAUUUCGGUAAAUUGUAGAGCCGCGCUGUGUCAAAACGCCUGACUAUUUCCAAAUUUCAACUAGAUCAACAAGUUAAGAUACAAUUCAGGUUCUCUGUUCCAAAAAAUAAGAGCAUUUGAAUAAAUUGUGAAUAAACGACAGCGACUUGACGGCACACCGGUUUUUGCUUCUUGUUCGGUCUAGAAAAUUACACUAAAAUCGAAGCCUGAGAUCUCCAAAUGGGGACCUAAAAUUACGCUGAAAUGUGCUUGGCUGUAAUGAUUUAUACUUAUUUUCAGAAGAUCUGAAGAAAAACCUGCGGGUAUCAAUCUGUAUUUGGCGCGAGUUAAGAUUUUCUGGAGCCCAUAAUCAAUGAUUUUUGCAUAAUUUAUAGCUAAUUAACAUAUUUCUUGAGAGGCGCUAAAAGUAAACAAUUUCGUUCUGACUAACAUAUCUCAGAUGAAAGAGACUACCACAGCUAGUAAAACCCUCUUUGUAAACAUAGUCGUAAUGUUCUUUUCCUGACACGCUGAGAGAGCUUUGAUUUUGAAUGUUAUGCCACAUUUAUUCAGUCUGACCAGAUUCAUAAAUGUCACAAACUUGUAUAUUUCAACAAUAUCAGUACCACAAAUCAGAAUUCAGAAAGACCGAUUAUUCUUUCCUUGAUUUAGUUGAUGGAUUUAGUUGAUUGAUUUAAAAAACUAUAAGUAUAAUAGAACAUUCCAUGUGUUUCCAUUGCCCCUAUAUAGGGCUAGAAUUUUUAUCAAUAUGUUCUAUUUUUCUGUGGCGACGGCAUAUUAACAAAAUACGACACAAAAAUGUACAUUCGAAUUUAUGACCGACAUAUCAGAAUGUUAUUUAUGAAGUUUGAAUUGAAUAUUACAAGUUUGAUUUACAUACAAUUAAAAUUAUGCUUUUUCUUUUACUAACCCAGCAUAGAAAAUUCCUAUUUUAGUAUUUAUUUCGCGUUAAGUAAAUUCAAUUCAAACUUCAUAAAUAACAUUCUGAUAUGUCGGUCAUAAAUUCGAAUGUACAUUUUUGUGUCGUAUUUUGUUAAUAUGCCGUCGCCACAGAAAAAUAGAAUAUAUUGAUAAAAAUUCUAGGCCUAUAUAGGGGCAAUGGAAACACUUGAAAUGUUCCAUUAUAGUAGUUUUUUAAAUCAAUCAACUAAAUCAAUCAACUGAAUCAAUGAAAGAAUAAUCGGUCUUUCUGAAUUCUGAUUUCUGGAAUAUUUUUGAAAUAUACAAGUUCGUGACAUUUAUAUGAAUCUGGUCAGACUGAAUAAAUGUGGUAUAACAUUCAAAAACAAAGCUCUCUCAGCGUGUCAGGAAAAGAACAUUACGACUAUAUUUACAAAAAGGGUAUUACUAGCUGUGGUAGUUUCUUUCAUCUGAGAUAUGUUAGUCAGAAAGAAAUUGUUUACUUUUAGCGCCUCUCAAGAAAUAUGUUAAUUAGCUAUAAAUUAUGCAAAAUCAUUGAUUAUGGGCUCCAGAAAAUCUUAACUCGCGCCAAAUACAGAUUGAUACCCGCAGGUUUUUCUUCAGAUCUUCUGAAAAUAAGUAUAAAUCAUUACAGCCAAGCACAUUUCAGCGUAAUUUUAGGUCCCCAUUUGGAGAUCUCAGGCUUCGAUUUUAGUGUAAUUUUGUAGACCGAACAAGAAGCAAAAACCGGUGUGCCGUCAAGUCGCUGUCGUUUAUUCACAAUUUACUCAAAUGCUCUUAUUUUUUGGAACAGGGAACCUGAAUUGUAUCUUAACUUGUUGAUCUAGUUGAAAUUUGGAAAUAGUCAGGCGUUUUGACACAGCGCGGCUCUACAAUUUACCGAAAUUCAACCUUCGAUUUUGCUUGAAAUUAGCUCUGCACGGGUGAAAUGAGUUUCGGCGUCUAGCGAAGCCAUAAAAAAGAAUUUUCAAAAAAUAAAUUUAUUUUGGACACUUGUAUACCAAUGCCUUUCAACACACAAAAAAUAAAGCAAAUCUAUUUUCCGAAGUCAAAGUCAUCGGACCGCUCUUAGCGGGACUGCCACUUAAGACCUUUUAAGCCACCGUGUGUGCAAGUGGCGGACACUUAACUUUAUGAAAUAUUGGGAGGGAGGCUUUGUUAAUAUUCUUUAUGUUAAUGUGAAUAGCAUGUGACUGAGUCUGCGUGGCAGAGUGGCGCAGUGGAACUCAACAUGGCGAGCAUGUGGUCACGCUGAUAUAUUUGUAAAGUUGUUCAUAUUAAAAGUUGAUAUUACAAGUUAUCACAGUGUAAAGUUUGAUUUAUAUAAAUUGGUAUUGUAGGGUUAAAUCUCUGUUACUAGAACUGGGAGCAUGUGUUUCUAAAGUUGACCCUGCUGUAUUUUAUUGGCUUGAUGAAAAUGGUAAUGUUUAUGGGAUAUUGGCAUGUCAUGUUGAUGAUUGUAUUUGGGGGGGGGGGGGUAAACCCGAAUUUGAAAAUGUCAUAAGUAGGAUAAGAUCUAUCUUAAGUGCUGGCAAAGAAAGCAAUAAAGCCUUCAAAUAUUGUGGUAUUGACUUGGAAUAUGGUGAAGAUGGUGUGAUAUAUCUUGAUCAGAUAGAUUAUACAGAUUUACUUAAACCUGUUGACAUUACUGCUUCUAGAGCUCUUGAAAAAGAUAGUGAGUUGACGGAAUGUGAAAAACAUAGUGUGAGAUCCAAGGUGGGUCAACUGUUAUGGCUGGCUCAUCAAAGUCGCCCUGACUUACUGUUUGAUGUGACCAGUGUGGCUAAUAACAUAAACAAAGGCACUGUGCAGCAUGUUCUGGAAAUAAAUAAAAUUAUUGGUAAAGCGAAGGUCACAAAAUCCUCUCUCAAAUUUCAAAACUUGGGCAGUAAAGAGAAGUUAAAGCUUGUUGUUUUUAGUGAUGCUUCGUUGGGUAACAUGCCAAAUGGUGGAAGUCAGGGUGGAUAUUUGGUUUUACUUGUUGGGGGAAUCGGGAAGAUUCUCACCUAUUUGGUGGAAUUCUAA
This is a messenger RNA of Paramuricea clavata, 7927 nucleotides long. NCBI's taxonomy places the organism in Eukaryota, Metazoa, Cnidaria, Anthozoa, Malacalcyonacea, Plexauridae. The record is from the annotation of a GenBank genome assembly.